UCAGGGGACAAGGGGAGAGGGGGCAAGAGUCCGGGGGUAGUUGCCUCUCAGUCAAAAACAGGGGAGAGGGGUGAAGGGGUGAAGUUAGAGACUGCCACAGACAGCAGCACAUCAGCAAAGUGCAGCCCUGCACAGACUGGCACUGACACUGGCUGUACCGAUGCGCCUUCUGGUGACACAGUAGCCGAGACUACAUCCUCAUUCACGAUUACGGCCUCUAAAGUUGACCCCAAAUUACGCACCCCCAUUAAGAUGGGAAUAGCAAUUACAGUGAAAAAAGACUCGGGGGAUCACACAGAUUAUAAGGCAGAGAUGUCAGAAAGUCAGAUGUCAGAAUACAUUAGCUUGGAAAACCAGUCAGUGGGGAGUCUGUUUAGCGGAUACAGAGACCCAAAGCUGUCAGAAAGAAGAGAUUAUCCUGCAGAGAACUGCAAUAACAACAAUAACCUUGAGUCCUCUAGCGUCCAGGCUAACUAUAUACAAUGUGGCAGUGUGGUGUUUAAUUUGCAGUCGUCUUCUGAACCCACCCUUCAGAAAGCCAGUAGGAUUGAAGCUUUGUUCUGUAGAGACUCUCUAGAGAGAGUAGAAGAAAACAGUGUUCAGGCUGAACAAAGACAAAGUGAAGCCAUCAAGGAAGCUGAGGUGAAGCAGCAAAAGUCUAGGCUGCCUGUCAAAGCGCCAGGGUGGUCUUUUCAUACACAAGGCACAGCAAUAGGGAAGCAAAAACCCAAACAGGUUGUUAAGGCUGAGGGGAGGAGAAGAGCAGAGCCUGUCAUUGCCAAAGUAGAGCCCAGGUCUAGAAUCCCAAUCAAAGAUAUUAAAAAGAGCAGCACACCCAACUCCCCAAUAUCAGUGCAGGUAACAACUCAGUCUAGCAGGGAAAGAGUAGCUAUACAGUUUACCUCCAGGUUGCCCAUCAAAGACAGGUCUCAGGUUAGCUCGUCAGGUGAGACGAGUAGGGAGAACGCCAGCGAGGUUUGUAAACGCACCAUCGAGUACUUUAAGGGCAUUAGCGGGGAGACGCUAAAGCUGGCCAACCGCCUAUCAGACGAAGAGAAAAAGACACAGGGAGAACAGUCCGAGGAAGACAGCACCUCCAGGAGCACCUCUCUGUCGGACCCCUCUCAGCCCUCCCGCUCGUCGAGGUCUGGUAGAGGCUCGAGAGCUGAGGCCGGGGCCUUGUCCGUAAGGGCAAAGGUCGACAGGGCCUCCGGCAGUGAGAGGAGCAGGAGGAGUAGGCGGACUGGUGGGAAGGAGGGCAGUCAGGUUGCGGGGCCUCGGGC
Salvelinus sp. IW2-2015 is the source of this 1283-nucleotide messenger RNA. Its product is annotated as ankyrin-3-like. The record is from RefSeq and is a predicted model, not a curated record. NCBI's taxonomy places the organism in Eukaryota, Metazoa, Chordata, Actinopteri, Salmoniformes, Salmonidae.